CGCACGUCUAUUUGACUUUAAUCAACUCCCGACUUCAACUAUUUUGAGCCCCUGAGAACUAUAUCCAUUCAUUCUCGGACUUUCUACCUUCAUAUUCACCAUGGACAAACUCAAGACACCCAAGGAGGAACCCCAAGAGAAGACAGAGUCCCAGCCCACGACUGUUGAAGAGUAUCAAAAGAAAUGGGACCAGAUGCUCCAAGAUACCGCAAAGCAGAUCGACAAGAUUCGAGAAAAUGAGCUAGCGAGAAGGUCAAAUAACAAUCAAACCGAACAGCGUUGAUCAAUACCACUUUAUUGUUGAAACCGUCUAUGCAAGCCGUGGGGUUUAUUGGAAACCGAGCUUCUGGUAUUUUG
Messenger RNA from Penicillium samsonianum, 357 nucleotides. RefSeq lists its product as uncharacterized. Lineage: Eukaryota; Fungi; Ascomycota; Eurotiomycetes; Eurotiales; Aspergillaceae. The coding region runs from base 101 to 283 and encodes 60 amino acids. The transcript is spliced from 2 exons. The record is from RefSeq and is a predicted model, not a curated record.